Messenger RNA from Vespa velutina, 4104 nucleotides. RefSeq names its product protein lines (gene lin). The record is from RefSeq and is a predicted model, not a curated record. The coding region runs from base 1070 to 2854 and encodes 594 amino acids. The transcript has 2 exons. NCBI's taxonomy places the organism in Eukaryota, Metazoa, Arthropoda, Insecta, Hymenoptera, Vespidae.
UGAUCGCUGCAGAGUUGCCGAUCAUCCUGCAUAUUUAUUAUGAGACUUUUUAAUCGGGAUUAAUUUUAAUAAGAAUAAUUGUAUAAUAAUCCCUCAAUGAAUAUUUAAUGAAGUUUAGUAACAGUUUCGAAGCAAUUACUGAAGCGGUUCUUUUAAUCUCGCUCAGUACAUUGUGGAAUGUGCGACGAGGAGCUACUGUGUUACGCAGCUCCGCAUGAUGCCAUCUCAAAAUAAUAUUUUAAACACGAAGAAUUCGUGUCUUAUGCAUUAUCGAGUUAAUAUUUUGCCGCUCGAUAUAAGAUAUAAAGCGUUUUAUGUGGACCCUUUGUUCGCCGUAUUAAAUAAAUACAGAUUUAUUAUUUUUACUCGGUAGCAUGUAUACGUGGCAACAGAGCAAAGCUGGGCUCGAGUGCCCAGUCACUUCCUAGUCAAAAGAAUUUCAUCGAUCACAAACAAUAAUAUAUUUAUAUCCUUGAACAAGUGAAAUACAGUGAAAACAUUAACUUCAAUAACAAUGAUUCCAACGUGUAUGUUUACUUACUUACGAAAUAUUUAAUGAAAAAUCUUGCUAUGCGCAAUUAUUCGCAACAUAACAAGGAGCGUCGGUUUUAUGCGUUACAUGUGCAACCACUGCUAAAGUUGACUUCACCGCUAUAAUUUUUUAAAUACAUCUAUGAACAAACACGAUUUUUCAUCUUUAUUAAAAUUGGGACUAUUUAUUAUCUACUAGGAUGUAUUAAAGGAAUAUCUUAUGUACUAUUGAUACACGUGAACGCAUUUUAAUAUCUAUAUCUAAUUAUAUGUAUAUAUACAACAUAAUGUAUUGAACAUACAAAUACUUUGUUGAACUACCUAUAAAAGAAGAUCUUUUGGAAUCUCAUCUUUAACAAAUGUCGACAGGAUAUAUAUGAUAUUUCUAUGAAUGUUAUAGUCACUGAAAGCAAAUGUGGAACGAAUCAUAUUUGGCAUUUAUGUGGUAUUCCUCUUGUUGGAAGAUCAUGUGCAUUAUGAAAAUAACUUGAUAAAAAGUUUAUAAGAGAUAAAAGUAGAUGUUAGAAUACAUUUGCUAAUGGUGCUUUGGCGCUGUCUUCAUUUUCCUCCUGUCAGCACAAUGGAGGAACCUGCAAAAAAGAAACAACGUCUUGAGAAUAGUAAUGAUGGAAGAGAAUCAUUCACUGAUAUACAAUGUUUUCAGAACAGUUUAUUAGCUCAAUGUUUAUGCAACAUACCAGAGAGUAGCUUGCGUAAACCAUUUACCACUGCAACAGUGGAAAUGGCAGAUGGUAGUUUUCGUCCUAUAGUAUUAUCAGAAUGGGAACCUGAUCAUACUUUGGAAUUUCUAAGCGCCUUGCAGCUUCUUUUUGAUUUGGCCAUUAAACAGAAUACAAGAGGCGUUAUGUGCAGUAGAGUUGCGGAUGUUUGUGAUGCGUUAGCACGAAAUGAACAUGGUAUUAUAGAUCAAAUCAUUGAUCUUUCAAGUACAACCAAUAAGUUUAUAUCGUUUGUUGCAAGCAGAGUUUUGGCUUCAUUUUUUAUUGUAACAAAGGACAAUAUUGAAGUUGCUUGGUUGGAGAGACUUACUCAAUCUUUAGUGAAUACUCACUCUCCCAGUCAAAUGGUAUUCACUUUGGAUAUUGUGAAAAGAGUGGUAGAACAUAAAGAUUGCAGCAUUCAUCCAUUGGAAGAGACAGACAGUUUAGUGCCACCGUCCAGUUGUAAUACUAUAACAAUAUCAGACACAGAAAGUUUUGAUAGCACUUCAAUAAAAGCUAUGUGUGUUAAAGUACUAGAAUCUAAAUGGACUAUAUUAGUAUCCAAAUUUGAUGCAAUUCUUGCCUCGUACACACCACAACAUGAGUCUGCUGUUGUAACAUUUUUAGAUUUAUGGGAAUCAAUAAUUUCUGUAAAAGCCAAUUUAUCGGUUAUCGAUACUAAACUUUUUUAUUCUCAAUUAGACAAUUUGGUUCUGUUGCUGAAUGCCAAUGUUCCAGGUAUAAUCUGGAGACAUCUUUUAGGAUUGUUUAAUGAAGUAUUAUGUUAUGGUAGUACAUUGGCACUACAAGAUGUCUUACCUGAUGAACCUUGCUCUCUAGCACAUUUAAUCGUUCGUGCCGUUAAAGAUUGGAGAUUAUUAGAUUCCUUGCCGUAUCGUCAUGGAUCUGGAAGAUUUGGAGGUGGUUCUGGCGAGGGAGACAGACCACUUCUUCAAAAAAUUGUGCUCUUAGUUCUAAAAAGUGUUGCAGUGACUGUUAAGGAAACGCGCAGUGAUUCUAGUGAUUCUUCUUUAGGCUCAGAGGCGGAGGAUCUUGAUGCCGACAUGGCAGUUAUUGAACGAAGUAUCAGAGAAGUUUUAAGACAGCUAGAUCAGUGUGUCAAAACAUUAAUGCCUUUCCAUCCAGAAAUGCCAUUAUCACAAUGGGUUGUACAAAUGUUUCACGAUCAAGAUGAUUUCCUGAUAGAAGGCAUGGUCUGCUGCCUUGAUGUAGCAGUUGGUCUUUUUUAUAGAGGACCACCACAAAAUGAUUUAGGUCAUAUGCUUAGUCCAACAUUAACAUUUAUACAAUUCAUACAUGCUGUAUCUCAUGAUCCAGAUGUUUUAUUAGACUUACUUGUUAGUAAUGAAACUUGUUUUUUAUUGUAUUUACUGAGAUUCUUGAAGUAUAUCAGAAGAAAUUGGCCAGAAUUUGUAUCAUGUUGUGGUAGAGAGUUGGAUGAUACCAUGACAAUAUUAAUAAGACUUCGAUUGGCAAUAGACAGAUUAGUGUCUAAAGCUUUGUUUCCCUAUAACAUCAAUCCAGUUCUCCGUUUAUUAGAAAAGUGUGAAUCCUUUUAUGAAGGUAACAUAGAUAAUUAAUCUUUAAACUGGGGAGAAAUUUUUGAUUGGUCAGUACAGAUUCAUGAGAAAUCUAUUUCAAUUUAUUUCAUAUUAUUUAUUGAAAAUAAUAUGGUACAGAUAGAGAGUAAAAAACUUUGGUAAGGAUAAGAAUUAAUAAGUAUAAUGCUUUCUCAUUAAUAAUGAAAAAGAAAUUUGUUUAAUUUAUUAACUCAUCCUCCCCGGUUAACAGGUUAAUUGAUCACUGUAUUAUAAUGAUACAAAAUGUUAAAAACUUAAUUAUUAUUAGCUUAAUGUGUACAAAACUGUUAAGAUAUUUGCAGGUUUGUUCGGUAAGAAGUAAUCUGCGGCAUGUAACUUGGGUGCACUUUUGGUAUAAAGACAAAAUGUACUGUUUAUACGAUAACAUAAAGUUUUAGAUUUGUAAAAUAUGACGCAACCGAUCAAAUUUUGUUAAAUCUUGUUUCAUAUCAUUAGUGCAACAGCAUGCAUUUAACAUAUUACUAUUUAUAUAUAAAAAAAAAAUAAAAAAAAAAAAAAAUAAUAAAAAAAAAAUCUAAACACCUUAUAUUUUAUAUUAAUGGAUAGCUGUAAAGCACAAUUGUACAGAUCUUUAAAUAUCUUUCUGAAAAGUGACUGACUUGUAACUAUUUCUCAAUACAAUAUUACUUGUCAUCUAUGUUCAAACUAAGGAAAGUGUACUUUUAUUUAUUAUCAUUAGUUUAAAUUAUAUGCAGUCACUAUCAAUCUUUCAUUUUAUAUAAAAUAUCUUCUCUUUAUAGUUGAAAUGUAGAAAUCCAGUAGAAUAAAGUAGUACAAAGGAGAUUGUAAAUCACAUUCUCUAGAAAAAACUGCACAUACGCAUGGUGCUAUAAAUAAUACAUUUCCCAAAGCACUAUUAGACAAUGUACCUACAUAUAUGAAUAUGCAAAUAUUUAAGGACAAAUAAGUUCAAGUAAUUAUCAAAACGUGAAAAAAAAUAUGCAAUUCAUAUGGAUAAAAGAACUAAGUACUUGAUCACUUAUGAGAAAUAUAUAAAUUAAAAUUCAUAAUGAUCCUAUCUACUAUACAUUUAAAAGUUAUUAACUAAUAUUUAUUAGUAAAAAUGACGAAAAACUAAGUAUCAAAUAAUUUGUGUAGUAUUUCGAAGGGAUUUUUUUUUAUGUAAAUAAUAGCUGUAAUGAUUAUUAACUAUAUGUAUGUAUAUAAGCUCAACUAUGUAAGUACAGUACAUGUAAUGCACUAAAGUUUGAAAAUUUUUACUUUUGUAA